UUUACAUCAAUGUGACAUAUCACGCGUUUUCAUCACAGUCUCUCACCGCCCUCUCAUCACGCGCGCGGUAGCCAUAGAAACCGGACAGAGGGGCACUUAGCAACAGAAAAGGAGGAGGCGCAGCAUAAUCUGCUGCGAGCGGAGGAAAAACAGCCGAUGCGAUCGACCUUCAUUUCAUCCGGUCCUGCUUCUGAUGGUGAAAACCCGGUCGUUUGUAAAUAUUAAACAUCCAUAAAAUUACAUUCAGCGCUUUUAUUGUAGAUCUCAAUAGGCGCGAUGAAGUUCGUCGUGGUUUUGGUCUCCGCAGGACUGCUGGCUUUUCUCGGCGCGGUCAUCUGCAUCAUCGCCAGCGUGUAUUCGCGAUCCCCGGCCGCCGCGCCCCAGGCGCUGUCCGACAACCGCUCACUGUCGCUCCUGGAGCCGCUGCCUGGAUCCGUAGCGCACGCCGGGCCGCUCGGAGCUCUCCAUGGUGCUGAAUCUUAUGAAGGAGGUUUGGACAUCGGCCUGGAGAUGCCGUCGCUCAAUGAGCUGACUACCGGGGACGUGACUGGGCCAAGCCCGAAACAGUUCACUCUUAAUCGACUCAUUUGUACCCCUGUGCCCAUCAGUGAUUGCAAGUCCAGGGGUUUGAGAGAACAAGCCGAUGACCCGUUCGCCGAUGAGGAGGACUGGAGCCUCCGCACCACCGCUGAGGAGCUCCGGCAGAUCGUCAUUCAGCAAAACGACCAGAUCCUCAUGGACCAGAGGACCAUCACGGAGCUCACCGGGAAACUCUCGGAGUGUGAGAACGGGCUGGAGGAAAGGAGUCUGCACGAGCGGAGUAUGGGGGUAUGGGCGGGCAACCGUCGCCACAUGGUCGGGGAUGAUGUGAGCAGCUCGGUUGCGGUACAGCUGCAGACGGCGUGGGCUGUGGAGGAACUGGAGAGAGCGAUUCUUCAGCUCAAAGAUCGCAUAGAGAAGUUGGAGUUGGAGAUAGGCCCCGCAGCGAUGAACCACACUGAGCAUACUGUGAGCACACUGGGGAGUGUAGUGGUGGGCGAGCCUGGCAGGCCUGUGGAGGAUCUGGAAGGAGAGUUAGAAAAAAAGAUUAGGCUGCUGGAGAAGGAGAGGAAGAACCUCCGGAAAGACACUCAGAGCCACCACCAGCACAUCGACCAGGGAAUCAACACCCUGCAAGAGCGUAUUGCAGAGCUGGAACAGAGUCUUACAGAUUACAGUUACCCACAAGGGUAUAAACUUUCCUUCCCCGUGAGGACUAACUACAUGUACGGGCUUGUCAGGCGGAAUAUUCCAGAGAUGUACGCCUUUACGGUGUGUCUGUGGCUCAAGCCUGCUGAGAAUGGAAUUGGGACGCCAUUUUCCUAUGCUGUACCGGAACAACCCAAUGAACUUGUCCUGUUGCAGGGCAUUCAUAAUCCAGCAGAACUACUCAUCAAUGAUAAGGUGGCACAGCUGCCUCUCUCUUUGCCCCAGGGCAUCUGGCAGCACAUAUGUGUGAGUUGGACCCUGCGGGAUGGAGUUUGGAAAGCAUAUCAAGGCGGAAAGUUGAGAGGACGGGGUGAAGGGUUAUCUGCGUGGCACCCAAUCAAAUCCGGGGGCGUCUUGGUGUUGGGACAGGAACAGGUGAGGAAGACCUUGAAGAGUCUGAAUACACCCUCAAAGGACACCCUCGGUGGGCGGUUUGAUGCAUCCCAGGCUCUUGUUGGGGAGCUUUCAUUGUUUAACCUGUGGGACAAAGUGUUGUCACCAACAGAGGUUGCCGCUCUGGCGGCAUGUGCAGAAUCGCCACGCUUGGGAAACAUAGUCCCCUGGACGGACCGAGAUGUGGACGUGUUUGGAGGGGCCGUCAAGGACCCCGUGGACCCCUGCCUUCAGAGCUCCCAUCCCCGGCAGUGAGCAGGGCCAUGGGUUGAUACCUUUCUUUUUUAAGGCGAGGGUAAAUGAGACAAAAAUGGCCUGAAAGGUAUGACAACUGUGCCGUGGGUCCCGGUCUGUGUAUAGAAUAUAUUUACCAUAGAGCUACACUCUCACUGAGUGUUUGUUUCUGCAGGAAAGGGAUUUGUCUGUGCGUGUGGUUGUGUUACUUCGGAUAGAGCUGCUGCCGAAGGCUUUUAUAGGCCUGUUUGCGUCUCGUGUUGCUUGUGUUAUUUCAUGCCCUUCUUCUCAAAGCAUUACCACACAAUGGUCCCUUCAAAUAUAGAGAAUGUUUUUCUAAUAUGAUGGAUGUGACUCAUUCUCGCAGCACUUGUCUUGCUCUUGUUUCAUUAUUUGUGUAAAGUGGAGCUUUCGCUUCUUUCCCAGAGCAGCUUUUUCCUUUCUUGUUUUUAUUACUGGUCCCUCAGGGUCACUUUUCUUGUAAUACACUGUUAUUUCAGUUUUACAGUAUACUUAAAGGUGUACAACGUCUUAUCUUAUCUUAUCUUAUCAACGUCUAUCAUAAUAUGUCUUAAAUUUUUGUCUUUUGGCAUCUGGUCAAAUGGGUCCUUACCCUGCAGUGUACUUUCUCUCACAGAUUCAGCGAGAUCCAAAACUUUUUUUUUUAAUCCAAAAUGUGUUAUUUGAAGCUUAAUAUCUUAAGCGUCGCACUAAAUUUUGAAGAUCAGAUGUGCAGCCCACACACUAUGAAAAUAUGAAUGUAAAACAGUGUUUAGCUUCUUGUCGUGUUACCAUUGCACUGCAUCUAGCCCUACUUGUCCCCUCACAGAGAAAAGCUUAUGGGGAAGUGCCUGUCUGUUUAUUUGACUCUUGCUAUUGGUUGAUGAUCGGCUGUGAUGUCAUUAUAGUGCUUCUUCAUAUUUGCACCACCAAGGAUCUACAAUGAUAUUGUGACAAAUGUGGAUGAAAAAAAAUUAAAACU
Sinocyclocheilus anshuiensis is the source of this 2857-nucleotide messenger RNA. Its product is annotated as neuronal pentraxin receptor-like. The coding region runs from base 277 to 1896 and encodes 539 amino acids. The record is from RefSeq and is a predicted model, not a curated record. Lineage: Eukaryota; Metazoa; Chordata; Actinopteri; Cypriniformes; Cyprinidae. The transcript is spliced from 5 exons.